CCAUGGCGGCGGCGUGGGGACGGUGCGUGUCUCGGGCAUGGCUCUGCAGGCGCGACCUGUCUCAUCCCCAAACCCCUAAGGGCGGCCCCAGUUUCGGCCCCAAUAACCCGACCCUUGUUCCGCUUUGCAGAACGGCCUGGCAGGGCUGCGGCCGAAACUACCGCGCCGCGCUGUGCACCGAGUUGAAGCGGCCCCUGGUCAUUGAGGAGGUGUCCCCUCGCCCUGUCAAGCCGCACGAGGUCAGAGUUAAUGUUCAUUUCUGUGGGAUUAACUUCGCUGAUAUUUUGGCCUGUCGUGGUCAGUAUCAGGAGAGGCAUCAACUUCCCUUCACACCCGGAAUCGAGUUUUCUGGGAUGGUAUUGGAGACAGGCACAGAUGUCAGCAUGGUGAAAGAGGGAGAUCGAGUCAUUGGCCUGCCUGGCUUUGGUGGUAUGGCUGAAGAAUGCAUCACUGACCACAAGAACCUGUGGCAGAUUCCAGAAAAGGUGUCCCUCCGAGAAGCUGCCGCCCUGCCCGUGUCCUAUGGCACUGCUAUUUUCGCCCUGGAGCAUCGGGCCUGUACCCAGCCUGGAGAAACUGUUUUAGUGACGGCAGCGGCUGGAGCCACAGGCCUCGCCGUGAUAGAUGUGGCGACAAACAUUCUUCAGGCCAAGGUAAUAGCUGCAGCUGGAAGUGAUGAAAAGUGUCAGCUGGCGAUGCAGAGAGGGGCACAGUCCAGUGUGAACUACAGUCGGGGCAGCCUUAAGGAGGCCGUGGGGAAGCUGGUCGGCACUGGCGGGGUGAACGUGGUCAUUGACAUGGUGGGAGGAGACGUCUUCCUGGAGGCUCUCCGCAGCCUGGCGUAUGAGGGCAGGAUCGUGGUGGUAGGUUUCGCUGGAGGAACCAUUGCUUCUGUACCAGCCAAUCUUCUGCUGCUGAAGAAUAUUGCUGCCAUGGGGCUCUACUGGGGCAGAUACCGGCACCAGAACUUUCCCAUCUUCUCCAGAAGCCUAUCCUCAGCACUCCAGUACUGCCAAGAAGGGCGCAUCCAGCCGCACAUUGGAGAGGUUUUUAAACUGGAAGAGGUCAAUGAUGCCUUCCUUCAUGUCACACAGCGUAAAUCCACAGGCAAGGUGCUUCUCUCCCUUAAAUAAAUUUUCACUUCAGCAAACUCAGCAUGUCUAAAUCCAAACUCAUCAUCUUUCCAAUAAGAUGGCAAUGACGACCCUGUAUGCAAGACAGGAAAAAAGACACAGCUGUGUAUAACGGACUUUUGGACUCAGAGGGAGAGGGAGAGGGAGGGAUGAUUUGGGAGAAUGGCAUUCUAUCAUGUAUACUAUCGUGUAAGAAUUGAAUCGCCAGUCUAUGUCUGAC
This is a messenger RNA of Budorcas taxicolor (takin), 1353 nucleotides long. Its product is annotated as quinone oxidoreductase-like protein 2. The transcript is spliced from 9 exons. The record is from RefSeq and is a predicted model, not a curated record. Gene Ontology annotation, cellular component: mitochondrion. Gene Ontology annotation, molecular function: oxidoreductase activity. The coding region runs from base 3 to 1133 and encodes 376 amino acids. Lineage: Eukaryota; Metazoa; Chordata; Mammalia; Artiodactyla; Bovidae.